AAAACCACUUCACUUUGGCAACCAAAAAAGCAUCAAGAACCCUCCGAGGCCUGUUGGAUUGUGAUUCGGAUCAACACUCUGUUCCCCUUCAGAAGAUGUGUCCGAUCAAGAAGGAGAUGAGCGGGGAAUUGGGAUCGCCGUGCAGCGGGGACAACUACUCGCCCUCGACCUCGUCGGAGCAGCAGCAGGGGCACAGUCAGAAGCAGACGGCGUGGACAAAGCGACCGGCGGGGCGGACAAAGUUCAGGGAGACGCGGCACCCGGUGUACCGCGGCGUGCGGCGCAGGGGCAAUGCCGGGCGUUGGGUGUGCGAGGUGCGGGUCCCCGGCAGGCGCGGGAGCAGGCUCUGGGUCGGCACCUUCGACACCGCUGAGAUCGCCGCACGCGCGCACGACGCCGCCAUGCUCGCCCUGGCCGCGGGCGAUGCCUGCCUCAACUUCGCCGACUCCGCCGAGCUGCUCGCCGUGCCGGCAUCCUACCGCAGCCUCGCGGAGGUCCGCCACGCCGUCACCGAGGCCGUCGAGGACUUCGAGCGGCGCCAGGAGCUCGGCGAGGAGGACGCUCUUUCCGGCACGUCUUCUUCGACGCCCUCCUCCUCCUCCCUCACCGACGACGAGGAGGCGUCUUCGCAGGCCGACAAUUCGCCGUUCGAGCUGGAAGUCCUCAGUGAUAUGGGAUGGGACCUGUACUACUCCAGCUUAGCGCAGGGCAUGAUGCUCAUGGCGCCGCCUUUCUUGGUUGCGUCUGCGGCGUUCGGCGAUUACGGCGAGGUCAACCUCGCCGAUGUACCGCUCUGGAGCUACCAGAGCUAGCUAGUUGGCGCCACUUCAAAAAUCCUCCUUUUCUUCAUGUCUUGGCUUCCGAUGCCAAAUUUUGGUGCUGUACGGUCACUGCUUGCAGUUUCUGGUAAUGUGAUUGUGCAAAUUCAGGAAACAGAGCAUGCCUUUUGAUUGACAA
Lolium rigidum is the source of this 957-nucleotide messenger RNA. Its product is annotated as dehydration-responsive element-binding protein 1A-like. The transcript has a single exon. NCBI's taxonomy places the organism in Eukaryota, Viridiplantae, Streptophyta, Magnoliopsida, Poales, Poaceae. Bases 96 to 812 code for a protein of 238 amino acids. Gene Ontology annotation, molecular function: DNA binding; DNA-binding transcription factor activity. Gene Ontology annotation, biological process: regulation of DNA-templated transcription. The record is from RefSeq and is a predicted model, not a curated record.